This is a messenger RNA of Danio rerio (zebrafish), 1755 nucleotides long. The record is from RefSeq. Lineage: Eukaryota; Metazoa; Chordata; Actinopteri; Cypriniformes; Danionidae.
AUGCGCUGGUGGUCCAUCCAAGCCACAGCGUGCUCCUGUCAAGUGUGUGUGCGUCUUGAAUCAUAAUACCAUGGAUCUCUCUUAUCAAGCCAUCAGAACUGCGAAUCAAGCCAGAGAGGUGGAAGAACUCAGAACAGAAACACGGCGGAGAAAUUUGCUUGUUUUGAUUUAUCAUCAUUUAAUGGAGGAGGGGUAUAUGGAUUCAGCGAAGGCCUUAGAAAAAGAAAGCAGUUUUGGUUUAUGCCGUUUUGAAGUGUGUGAUAAUGUUGACCUGGAGACAGUUCUUAUGGAGUAUGAAAGUUAUUACUUCAUAAAGUUUCAGAAAUAUCCAAAACUAACAAAGAAACUGGCAGAACAAGGAGAGAAUCGUCGUAUAAAGAGUUGUGGUAAAAGAAGUCACACGCUUCCAAGAAUCAAUUCCAUCCAGCGACCUUCAUCCAGAAAUACCGUAAAGAAGUCUGAAUCCAAACUAACUGGAAGAGACUUUAGUAAAUCCAGUGACGGGGACCGGCUGACGUCUGCAGACACAUUAGGCUUUGGUCUGAAUGUGUCUCCUAUCAUCAGGAACGGGGCAGAAGAGGGAACGCACAUGAGAAAGAUCGAUUACAGGAAUCUGAUUCAAGAUGCAGUUAGAGGUGCUGCUAAUGACACAUUGCACAAUGCAGAUUUUACGGAACAGGAGCGCUUGCUGAAACCAGUUAGUGCCCUCAUUGGAAUGAACAGCGACAUGAAGGAACUUGCAGCUGUUAUAAGCAGAGAUAUCUAUUUACACAACCCCAACGUGCGCUGGGACGACAUUAUAGGGCUGGAGGCUGCCAAGCGAUUAGUCAAAGAAGCUGUCGUCUACCCCAUUAAGUAUCCUCAACUGUUUACUGGAAUCCUGUCGCCAUGGAAGGGCUUGCUCCUGUAUGGACCGCCAGGCACUGGAAAAACGAUGCUGGCCAAAGCUGUAGCUACAGAGUGUAACACAACUUUUUUCAACAUUUCUGCAUCCAGUAUUGUGAGCAAAUGGAGGGGAGACUCUGAGAAGCUGGUUCGGGUUUUGUUUGAGCUGGCAAGAUAUCACGCCCCAUCCACCAUUUUCUUGGAUGAGCUGGAAUCAGUGAUGAGCCAGCGAGGGGUUGGCCAAGGAGGUGAUCAUGAGGGCAGUAGAAGAAUGAAAACUGAAUUACUUGUUCAGAUGGAUGGACUGGCUCGAUCAAAUGAUCUUGUAUUUGUGCUUGCUGCCUCAAACUUACCUUGGGAGUUGGACCAUGCCAUGCUUAGAAGACUGGAGAAACGGAUACUGGUGAGUCUCCCAUCUGCCCCUGCCAGACAAGCCAUGAUCAGUCAUUGGCUUCCUCCAGUCAGUAACACAGGUGGUGUGGAGCUGCGGACAGAGCUGGAUUAUGACUCGCUGGCACAGGUAUCAGGAGACGGGAGGUUACUCUGGGUCAGAUAUCAGGUUGGUCUGUAAGGAGGCAGCUAUGAGACCUGUGCGCAAAAUAUUUGACGCCCUUGAAAACCACAUUGAAGGUCAGUCCAAUAUGCCGGUUAUUGAACUAGAAACUGUGACCACAGCAGAUUUCCUGGACGUGAUUGUUCACACCAAACCAUCAGCCAGAUGUCUGAUGGAUAGAUACACAGCCUGGGAGAAAGAGUAUGAGUCUGUCUGAAACAUCAGCUAGGCACGAAACCAGUGGCGUUGCGAGGGAGGGGCUUUGGGGGCUUAAGCCCAUGAUGUAGUGUCAAAAGCAUAAAUAAAAAAAGCAUAAA